This is a messenger RNA of Capsella rubella, 817 nucleotides long. Its product is annotated as gamma-interferon-inducible-lysosomal thiol reductase. NCBI's taxonomy places the organism in Eukaryota, Viridiplantae, Streptophyta, Magnoliopsida, Brassicales, Brassicaceae. The record is from RefSeq and is a predicted model, not a curated record. Gene Ontology annotation, molecular function: oxidoreductase activity, acting on a sulfur group of donors, disulfide as acceptor. The coding region runs from base 38 to 745 and encodes 235 amino acids. The transcript has 5 exons.
UAACUCACUCUUUAGUACAUUACAAAUAUUUUCAACAAUGGUUUCUCCUUCCUCUAUAACUAAGCUUGUCUUCUUAGCUUGCUUUGUUCUGUUCUCAUUCUCAGACAACCUUGUCACUGGACAAUCCGACAAAGUUCAGCUCAAUCUUUACUAUGAAUCACUUUGUCCCGGUUGUCAGAUGUUCAUCGUAGAUGAACUUGUCAAAGUCUUUGACUCUGAUCUCUUCACGAUCACUGAUGUGAAGCUUGUUCCAUUUGGUAACGCCGAAAUCUCCGAUAAUAAGACCGUCAUUUGCCAGCAUGGUGAAGAGGAAUGCAAACUUAAUGCAUUUGAAGCUUGCGGUAUUAAGAUUUUGACUAACCCGAAAUCGCAAUACAAGUUCAUACGAUGCAUCGAAAACGAUACGAAAAACUACGAACAAAAUUGUUUUCAAGGCUUUGGAGAUGAUCAGAAAGAAGUCAUGAAUGAUUGUUACAACAGUGAUUUAUCUAAAAAGCUCAUACUUGAGAACGCAAAACAAACCAUGAGUUUGAAGCCAAAACAUGAAUUCGUACCAUGGGUUACUCUCAAUGGCAAACCACUCUAUGAGAAGCUAAAUGAUUGGGUGGCUCAAGUCUGCAAAUUGUACAAAGGAAAAGCUCCACUUCCAAAAGAAUGUAGUUCCGGUAGUGUUUUGUCUGAGACUGUGAAGACAACGUCGGAGCUUCAGUUCUCUUAUGUCAAUGAUGCUAUGAUCAUCAAUUAAUUACCAAAGCUACUAAGCUUUAUGUCAGUGGAAAAAAUAAUUAAAUAAAGAGCUAUUUUCUAGAAUUUUUUU